AUGCGGAUCCUCGAGGUGAAUCACCAGAGCUUGCUGGGCAUGACGCACACGGAAGCCGUGCAGAUCCUGCGCGCCGUGGGCGACGCGCUGCUCGUGCUCGUGUGCGACGGCUUCGACCCCAAGGCCGCGGCUGCCAUGGAGAUGUCCCCAGGAAUUAUUGCAAACCCUUUUGCUGCUGGUAUUGGGCGCAAGAAUAGCCUUGAGAGCAUCUCAUCUAUUGAUCGGGAUUUAAGCCCCGAGGAGCUGGAGAUCCUGCAGAAGGAGAUGGAAAUGGUGAGAGAAGCAACUCAGUGGGAGAGAGAAGAAAUGGAAAAAGUGGAGUGGAUGCGCAGGGAGCGGGAGGCAGCCACCCAGCACCUGGAGGAGGAGGCCGAGAAUGUCUCCAGUGAACCUCUGAGACUGGACUAUCGGACCCUGGCUGCUCUGCCCACCAGUGGCUUGCAGAGAGUCACCCGCAGU
Tinamus guttatus (white-throated tinamou) is the source of this 459-nucleotide messenger RNA. Lineage: Eukaryota; Metazoa; Chordata; Aves; Tinamiformes; Tinamidae. The record is from RefSeq and is a predicted model, not a curated record.